AUGGACGGACACGAACUCACCAAAAUGAUUGCCAAGAUUAGAGUUACAAUCGAUGGACUAAAACCACUCAUACAAGAGACGAUCUUAGAGUUCUCCACAGGUGAAGAGACAAUUGUUGCUCUGGAAUAUGAAAGGCUGGCAUCUCAUUGCACACACUGCCUUAUGCUAACCCAUGAGAAGAAAGAUUGCCCACAGAUUAUAACUCAGCCAGAAGUAAACGAGACUCUGAGGCAACCCCCAAACCAGAGAGAGUAUAACUCCAACCAAGAAAGAAACACUAACGUCAACAAUAACUUUGAAUACGGGCAAAUAAGAGGAUCUGACACACAAACCCCUACGGAAAACCAGAGGUCAAGGGAAGCACCAAGGGGUCUCAGAUUCGUUAUGAGAGAGAGGGAAGAACAAAUCACCAUGGAGGACACCAGCGAAAGGAUAUCUAUACUGAAAGGGGUUCCGUCUCUAAUAGGGAACAGAGACCUCACGACCCUCGACGUCCCUAUGCGCUAG
Molecule: messenger RNA, 507 nt
Organism: Arabis nemorensis
Lineage: Eukaryota; Viridiplantae; Streptophyta; Magnoliopsida; Brassicales; Brassicaceae
Source: the annotation of a GenBank genome assembly